Molecule: messenger RNA, 900 nt
Organism: Paramacrobiotus metropolitanus
Lineage: Eukaryota; Metazoa; Tardigrada; Eutardigrada; Parachela; Macrobiotidae
Product: 39S ribosomal protein L48, mitochondrial-like
Exons: 3
Coding region: 92-688 (198 amino acids)
Cellular component (GO): mitochondrial ribosome
Source: RefSeq, a predicted model, not a curated record
ACUGUUAUCUAUUUGUUAGUACAGGCUGUUUUGUGGUUUGCAAUCUCCCAGACAAAACUUCUGCAGUUUAUUUUCAUAUAAAUAUAUUAAAAUGACAACAUUUGGUAAAAUUUGUGGGUUUUGCGGACGAUACUCCGUCCCUAUCCUGCUCAAAUCCAAGGGUACUCCCGAGCAGCGUUUUCUGCGAAUUCCUUUUGUUAACCAAAGAUAUAUUUCUACGUCUCAAUGUGCGAAGGGCAUCUAUGAGCCAGAAGAUUUGCCCCCUCCAUCCGCACCUGCGCAUGAUCUGCUGAACAUUCGAAUGCGUGGCUAUGAUUUUGCCGUGAUUGAAAAUCAUAUGUCCUACGUAACGAAGCUGGCCAGUUCGCUUGGAGCUGACUUCAUAAAAAAAUGGGCUACACCUGCAGAGUCCAAACGUGUUACGACAUUUAAGCCGCAGAGCACCCUAGUGGAGCACGAGUACGAUAUGGUUAUGUACGAGAGGAACGUGCAAAUCGGAGGAGUUACGAUUUCUAUGUUAGGAUUGCUUCUGGAUACUCUCAAUACCACUCUUCCGGAAGGUGUUACUCUAACUAUAAAGCAGCAUGAACCGAUAGAUGAGGAAGUGCGUUACAUUCCGGAUUAUGAACUGAAUGCGUUAAAGGCACAGUUGGACGAACUUGGGGGUCCCGUUAGAACUAAAAAAUAAAGAUUUAUCAUUUCUUUUAUCAAAAACCAGUUAAUAAAACUGAAACUGCCAUGAGUUUUUUUUGUAACGUUUUUUUUACUUGUUUGCAACAAGUUCAGUAAAGUGGCACUGGCUUUGCUUGUUGUUCAAGGUUUUCUGCCCAUGAGUAGUUUAACCGGCUGCUACGAUUUGACAAUAAAAGGCACUGAUUCCCGGAAUUACAUUUUUGUACU